Molecule: messenger RNA, 582 nt
Organism: Lottia gigantea (owl limpet)
Lineage: Eukaryota; Metazoa; Mollusca; Gastropoda; Lottiidae
Exons: 1
Coding region: 1-582 (193 amino acids)
Source: RefSeq, a predicted model, not a curated record
AUGAAACCAGAAACUUUAGUAAAAAGAAUAAUAGAAGCUUUCGAAACGGAAUCACCAACUACAAUAACAUACAAUGGUAAAAAGAUUAAAAUAUCUAAAAAAAUUAUUGAUAAAUAUAAACAUUGUAAAGUCCGUGAUGAUAUAGAUUUGGAAAGAAUUGACAAGAGUGUAAAGGAAGGUGGAUUUUUACCUUUCCUACCUUUAAUAUUUGCUGGCCUGGCCGCAGCAGGAGCAACUGCUGGUGGGGCUGCUUUGAUAGCGCAAGCCAUCAACGCCAAGAAAGCAGCUGAUGCUGAAAAAAGUGAAAAACGUAGACAUAAUAUGGAAAUGGAAAAGAUAGCACAAGGUUCAGGAGUAGCAGAUAUAUUAGGGACAGUUAAAGAAUUUGGAAAUCGAUUUAGUGAAGAAACCAAGAAAACUGUUAAAGAGGGCUUAAGCAAUCUAAUAGAUAAAAUCGACACCGGAGAAAUGAAGGUCAAACAUAAGGGGAAUUCUAUAGUUUUUAAAAACAUACGUUCUGGAGAGGGAAUCUUUCUUUCAAAGUAUAAAGGAGAAGGAGUGAUUUUUGGAACAAAAAUAUAG